Archocentrus centrarchus (flier cichlid) is the source of this 1421-nucleotide messenger RNA. It is a transcript of the gene cpa5, whose product is annotated as carboxypeptidase A5. Gene Ontology annotation, biological process: proteolysis. Gene Ontology annotation, molecular function: metallocarboxypeptidase activity; zinc ion binding. The transcript is spliced from 11 exons. NCBI's taxonomy places the organism in Eukaryota, Metazoa, Chordata, Actinopteri, Cichliformes, Cichlidae. The record is from RefSeq and is a predicted model, not a curated record. The coding region runs from base 75 to 1358 and encodes 427 amino acids.
CACAGUUUUGGUAUGUAACCUAGCACACACAGCCAUAAAAGCCCAUCUUUGGCCCAGCCUUCACACUGUUGGUCAUGAUGAGGGGGCUGCUCGUGUUCGCGGCGCUGUUUGUGGCCGUUCUUGGCAAAGAGACAUUUGAGGGGCACAAAGUGCUUCGAAUUGUUCCAAAGGAUGAAGCCCAGCUGUCUCUUAUGAAGGAUCUGGAAGACAUGAUGGAGUUGGAUUUUUGGAGGGGGGUGACUACUGUAUCUACUCCUGUGGAUGUCAGAGUUCCCUUCCACAACCUGCCAGCAGUCGAAAUUUACCUGGAGACACAGGGCAUUGAGUACACCACCAUGAUUGAUAACCUGCAGGUGAUGCUGGAUAAAGAGCAGGAGGAGAUGAAGUCUGCUGCUCGUGCUCCUCAGCCCAGAAACACUGACGGCUUUGACUUCGCUGCAUACCACAGCCUUGAUGAAAUCCACAGCUUCCAGGACAUGCUGGUGGCUGAGAAUCCCAACUUGGUCAGCAAGAUAGUGAUCGGUCAGAGCUACGAGGGCCGUCCUCUGAAUGUGCUCAAGUUCAGCACUGGUGGAACCAACCGACCUGCCAUCUGGAUCGAUACUGGGAUCCACUCCAGAGAGUGGGUCACCCAGGCCAGCGGCACGUGGUUCGCUAAGAAGAUUGUGACUGAUUAUGGAACUGAUCCUGCUCUCACCGCCAUCCUCAAUAAGAUGGACAUCUUCCUGGAGAUUGUGACCAACCCUGAUGGAUACUAUUAUACCCUCACUAGUAACCGUAUGUGGCGUAAGACCAGGAAGCCCAACCCUGGUUCUGCUUGUGCAGGAGUUGAUCCUAACAGGAACUGGGAUGCUGCUUUUGGAGACGCCGGUGCCAGCAGCAACCCCUGCUCAGAGACCUACCAUGGACCCAGGCCUCACUCUGAGUCUGAGGUCAAGUCUAUUGUGGACUUUGUGACAUCUCAUGGCAACAUCAAGGCCUUCUUCUCCAUCCAUUCCUACUCUCAGAUGCUGUUGUAUCCCUAUGGCUACACAAGUACUCCUGCCAAGGACCAGGAAGAAUUGCACAAGGUGGCUCAAAAGGCCAUCACUGAACUAGCCUCCCUGUACGGUACUCGCUACAGAUAUGGCAGCAUCAUCAGUACCAUCUACCAAGCCAGCGGUAGCACCAUUGAUUGGACCUACGACCAGGGCAUCAAGUACUCCUACACCUUUGAACUGAGGGACACUGGCUACUAUGGCUUCCUCCUCCCUGCCAAUCAGAUCAUCCCCACCGCUCAGGAGACUUGGCUGGCGCUGAUGUCCAUGAUGGAUCACACCUUCAAGAACCCAUACUGGUCUGUGUGUGUGUGUGUGUGAAAGUGGAAAUCCUACAGCUGGAGACUGUUCAAACAAACAAGACAAAAAAAAAACAAUCAAAAA